AUGCGACGUAGCGUCUCGUCGCGGUCCACUACUGCUUCGUCCAGUACGAGCUCGUCUGACACAUAUGGUGACCAUCGCCAGCAAUCGCGCGCCACUGGACAAAGCUCGUACGACGCAGGACUCGGAGGAAAGAGCUACUAUGAUCGAUACCCGGAAAGGAAACGGACAGGGCCGUACGUGCCCAGAGCCACGCUCGUUGCACACCACGAGAGUCACGCAAGCAAGCCGUCGGUAGCCAAAGCCGAUCCUUCCAGACGGUCGGUUUCCAGCACGUAUGCUGCAUCCUCGAUCGCACUAGGGCGGGCUCGCCCACAUGCUGCAGUGCAGGAGCCUGUCAAGUCGAUCGACGAGAUAGUCCGAGCACACUCGAGCAGUCUGCUGUCCGUACCGCCGCUUCAGCGCGCUCCGCAACGCUCAGCCUCGUGGUCCGCAUUCGAGCUCGACGCGCGAACGUCGCCGGAGGCUGCCAGAAGAGCGCGUCGCUUCGAGGCGGACUCGGACUCGGAUUCGACUCGUUCCGAGGACUCGAUAGAGCAGGAGGCUCGUACGAUACUGAGGAGGACGCAAGUGGACGAGAUCGAGAGCGGGCUGUCGCAGCUCCGCAUUCCAGGCAAACAUACAAGUGCAGGCCCAAGUACGGAACGCCAAGCUUCCCUUGCUGGUGACAGCACAAAGUACAGACAGCCAAGGCGUCCGCUCACUCGAGACAGCAAGAGCGAUGCUGCGGGCCCAAACUGCAAGGGCCUGAGCCACGUGGCCAUGCUCAACAUGGCCGGAUCACGGCAGCUGCAAGUGUCGUUCGCCGAUGUUGGGCUGCCGAGCGGGCAUCCCGUGAUGGUGUUUCUAGGGCUGGGGGCAUCGCGACACCUGAUCGGUCUGUACGACGAUCUGGCGACGUUGUUCGGAUUGCGGCUGGUGUGCAUCGAUCGGUGGGGGAUCGGACGCACGGAUCACGUAGCUCCCGAGAGCCGAAGCAUCUUGGGCUGGAGUUUUGUGGUGGAGCAAGUGGCCGAUCGGCUGGGGCUUGGAAAGUACGCCGUGGUGGCGCACAGUGCGGGCGGGCCGUUUGCGGCGGCGCUGGCGUUGCUGUUCCCGGAGCGUGUGCAGGGGCCGGUGCACCUGCUGGCGCCUUGGACGGGAAUGCAGCAGGAUAGCGGCUACCGAUGGCUUCGCUACAUACCCGACGGCGUGAUCAAGACGGCGCAGGCGGCGGAAUGGCGGAUACAGAAUUGGAAGCUCGGAAAGGAGGGAACACGGACCGCCAGCAAGACGCUGCCAGCGCAAGGCGGCGACGACGCCGCGCCGAGGAGCCCGCGACUGGGUGUUGGGGAAGCACGGCCAGGGUCACAAGCGUCGUCUGGCGCCGAUACGGCGACGUGGAUGGAGGCGUCUGCCAGCGCGCUCUACGCAUCGGAUGGCAGAGGUGGGAAUUGGGAAGAGGCGGAGCGCAACAGUGCGGUGGAGCUGCUGCGGGCGUCGCACGCGGAAAGCUCUCGAGGACUGGUGGACGAUCUGAACCUGGUGCUGGGCAAGCGUCCGUGGGGAUUCGACUACACGGACCUCGGUGUGGCGUGCGAGGUGUGGCACGGAAGCAAGGACGAGAAGAUUGCGCUGUCGAGCUCGGUGAGCUUGGCGAGAGAGAUGCGCGACUGCCAGCUGCAUGUUGUCGAGGGGGCGAGCCACAGCCUGAUGACCAACUCUUCGGUGGUGAUGCAGGUGUUUGAAAGCAUCGUCAAGCACUGGAAGGCAGUAUCUCCGAGUGGAGCUCGAUGA
This is a messenger RNA of Moesziomyces aphidis, 1773 nucleotides long. Lineage: Eukaryota; Fungi; Basidiomycota; Ustilaginomycetes; Ustilaginales; Ustilaginaceae. The record is from the annotation of a GenBank genome assembly.